Molecule: messenger RNA, 3612 nt
Organism: Labrus mixtus (cuckoo wrasse)
Lineage: Eukaryota; Metazoa; Chordata; Actinopteri; Labriformes; Labridae
Gene: cul3b
Product: cullin 3b
Biological process (GO): protein ubiquitination; ubiquitin-dependent protein catabolic process
Cellular component (GO): Cul3-RING ubiquitin ligase complex
Molecular function (GO): ubiquitin protein ligase binding
Source: RefSeq, a predicted model, not a curated record
GAACUGCAGGUAGUCCGCCAUUGCUGUAUGAACAACUCUCGGGUCUGGCGUUUGGCUGUCAACAAUAAACUUGCGGUGCCGGGACGCGGAGCUACGAGGUCGAGUGAAAGCUCGUUGGCUGCUCCUCAAACCGGUAGUCAUCCCCCCUCCCGUGGCGCAUACUUUCAUGUGAAUACAGAGCCCACGGACGAGGCAACCAUGUCCAAUCUCAGCAAAGGCGGCACCAAGAAGGACACCAAAAUGAGGAUACGGGCCUUUCCUAUGACGAUGGAUGAAAAGUAUGUCAACAAUAUCUGGGACCUUUUGAAGAAUGCCAUCCAGGAGAUUCAGAGGAAGAACAACAGCGGCCUGAGCUUUGAGGAAUUGUACAGGAAUGCCUACACAAUGGUGCUCCACAAACACGGAGAGAAGCUGUACACAGGCCUGCGGGAAGUCGUCACUGAACACCUCAUCAACAAAGUACGAGAAGAUGUCCUCAACUCCCUAAACAAUAACUUCCUCCAAACCUUAAAUCAGGCCUGGAAUGACCAUCAAACAGCGAUGGUGAUGAUCAGAGACAUACUGAUGUACAUGGACCGGGUAUAUGUACAGCAGAACAACGUAGAGAACGUCUACAACCUGGGUCUUAUCAUCUUUAGGGAUCAGGUGGUUCGUUACGGCUGCAUCAGAGACCACCUCCGGCAGACCCUCCUGGACAUGAUCGCACGAGAGAGGAAGGGAGAGGUGGUGGACAGGGGGGCCAUUAGAAAUGCUUGCCAAAUGUUAAUGAUCCUUGGCCUUGAAGGGAGAUCGGUUUACGAAGAAGACUUUGAGGCGCCUUUCUUAGAAAUGUCUGCAGAAUUUUUCCAGAUGGAGAGCCAAAAGUUCCUUGCAGAGAACAGUGCCAGUGUGUACAUAAAGAAGGUGGAGGCCAGAAUCAACGAGGAGAUUGAGCGGGUGAUGCACUGUUUAGACAAAUCUACAGAGGAGCCAAUUGUUAAGGUGGUGGAACGUGAGCUCAUCUCCAAACACAUGAAGACGAUCGUAGAGAUGGAAAACUCUGGCCUGGUGCACAUGCUCAAAAAUGGCAAGACGGACGAUUUGGCGUGCAUGUACAAGCUGUUCAGCAGAGUUCCCAAUGGGCUGAAGACCAUGUGUGAGUGCAUGAGCUCGUACCUUCGAGAGCAAGGCAAGGCCCUUGUGUCAGAGGAGGGGGAGGGAAAGAAUCCUGUUGACUACAUCCAGGGUUUGCUGGACCUCAAGUCACGUUUCGACCGCUUCCUCCAGGAGUCCUUCAAUAACGACCGGCUCUUCAAGCAAACUAUUGCAGGAGACUUUGAGUACUUCCUUAACCUUAACUCUCGCUCACCGGAGUAUCUCUCACUCUUCAUUGAUGACAAACUGAAGAAAGGAGUCAAAGGGUUAACGGAACAGGAAGUGGAGUCUAUACUAGACAAGGCCAUGGUUCUGUUCCGCUUCAUGCAGGAGAAAGAUGUGUUUGAGAGGUACUACAAGCAGCACCUUGCUCGCAGGCUGCUCACCAACAAGAGCGUCUCAGAUGACUCUGAGAAAAACAUGAUCUCAAAGCUCAAGACGGAGUGCGGCUGUCAGUUCACCUCUAAGCUGGAGGGCAUGUUCCGGGAUAUGAGCAUCUCCAACACAACCAUGGAUGAGUUUAGACAACAUCUACAGACCACAGGGGUGUCACUUGGAGGAGUCGAUCUCACUGUGAGAGUCCUGACCACGGGAUACUGGCCAACACAAUCAGCAACACCCAAGUGCAACAUCCCCCCUUCGCCGCGUCAUGCAUUCGAGAUCUUUAGAAGGUUUUAUCUUGGGAAGCACAGCGGCAGACAACUCACACUGCAGCACCACAUGGGCUCUGCAGAUCUAAACGCCACUUUCUACGGCACGAUCAAAAAGGAGGAUGGCUCAGAGGUCGUGGUAGGAGGAGCUCAGGUUACCGGAUCCAACACCAGGAAACACAUCCUGCAGGUCUCCACUUUUCAGAUGACCAUCCUCAUGCUUUUUAACAACAGAGAAAAGUCCUUCUUUGAGGAGAUCCAGCAGGAGACAGACAUCCCAGAGAGGGAGCUGGUGCGUGCACUGCAGUCUCUGGCCUGUGGGAAACCUACUCAGAGAGUUCUCACUAAGGAGCCCAAGUCCAAGGAGAUUGAGAAUGGCCACGUGUUUACAGUUAAUGACCAGUUUACCUCUAAACUACAUCGUGUCAAAAUCCAGACAGUGGCUGCCAAACAGGGCGAGUCAGACCCAGAGAGGAAGGAGACACGACAGAAAGUGGACGACGACAGAAAGCAUGAGAUCGAAGCUGCCAUUGUUCGAAUCAUGAAAUCCAGAAAGAAGAUGCAGCACAAUGUCCUAAUAGCAGAGGUAACGCAGCAGUUGCGAGCACGAUUUCUCCCUAGUCCCGUAGUAAUCAAGAAGCGCAUUGAAGGACUCAUUGAGCGGGAAUAUUUGGCACGAACACCAGAGGACCGGAAAGUGUACACUUAUGUAGCAUAAAGCAAGUCAAUUCAAUGAAAACUAACUUGGAGUUGAAAGCAACUGAGAGCCUUGUUUUUUUGUGGACUGCUAUGCGUUUGAAAGAACUUGGAAGUGCUUUCAGCAUUCAUUCUGGGAAACACUGGGAAGCUUAACUUUAUCUUCCAUGAAAAUGUGUUUUAAAAAAAACCUUGGUGAAGUUGGGGAAGUUUUCUAGCAAUAUAAGAUUACUUCAGCUGAAAAAAAAGAAUGGAGGGGAUCUAGUUUUUUUUUUUUUAAAUCAUGUUUCUUGUGGCCUUUGGAGAGAUUUGGACAACCUGUUGUGACAAUUAACGACAUGAUGUCGAGAACGAGAGUGAACAUGUCAAAGAGAACAUGCGGCUACAUGGAGACCAGGAAAAUAUUUGAAAUCACUCCCGUUUUAAAUGUUUGUGUCAAUGUGUUCUUUUUUUGUUUUCUUUUUGUCUUUCUUUUUUUUGUGGCACAUUGAUAGCUGUACAGGAUGACAGACACUCUUGGCCUUUUCCUCCCAGAGGAUUUUAAAUUGAAAGCAGAGGUGGAAGUCUGAACUGGUACAGACCUGGUUUACAACAACUGUAAAGGUCCAUUUUGAGUACUUGAGCAAUCAUGGAGUGCUUAACUUGUGUUGCAGUUCUGUCGGUUUUUGUUGAGGUUGUUUUAAUAUCUGAUUAAAAAAACUAAGUGCACCUCACAUAGCCAAAAUAUUUAAUGUCAUUUUCAAUAUUUUAGCCAGGUCUGUACUUGUGCUUAGAGAGCUGAAGAGCUGUAGCUUCACAGCAUGCUUUUGUCCAGCAGAUGGAUCAGAGGAAUAUGACACACAAAAGCUCCAUAAACAGUGUUUGGUCUUUCGUGACACAUUUUUCACUUCAGGCCUGCUGUAUGAAAGGCCAAAAAAUGUAUUUCCUCUCUUUGAAUGGAAGGUUCUCUUGUGGUGCAGGUUACAGAGGACUUUUUUUUCCAUUCUCGACUGCAUUUUGAACGGGUGGAACCAGUCCAGCACCAUGUUCUAAUGUGUACAAAUUGUAAAAUAAUUAUUGUACUCACUGCAAAGGUGGAUUGUACAGGGCCUUGUUUUCAUCAUAUUAAAUGUAGAAUAAAAAAGUGAAGGGA